UCAAAAUCUGAAGUAGAAAAUGGAGCUGCCAGAGCUGUUAGUAAUUCAUCCAGCUCCAGUAUUCAUCAUCCACCAACAACAAUUCUCCCAAAAAUUCAAACUCCUCAAAGCUUACGAAUCUCCACUCUCUACUAAACACUUUUUACAGACCCACGCGCAGUCCACUAAGGCACUCAUCUGCUAUGGCAAGAGCCCAAUCACUAGCGACAUACUCCGCCGUCUUCCUUCUCUUAAGCUCGUUGUCACUGCUAGCACCGGCUUCAACCAUAUCGAUCUCCCUGAGUGCCGUCGCCGAGGUAUCGCCGUUGCUAAUACUGCUGAUGUCUUUUCUGAGGAUACUGCUGAUAUCGGUGUAGGUUUGUUGAUUGACGUACUUGGGAAAAUUAGCUCCGGUGAUCGGUUUGUUCGCACCGGAAUUUGGCCUAAAAAUAUUUACUAUCCUUUGGGUUCCAAGCUACAACAAUAUUCAUUUUCACCAUAAGAAAAUCUUGUAGUUGUAUUUUAAUAGUUUGUACGUGGAUACUACUUUGGAUGCUAUAUUGAAUGUCCAUGUUACGAAUAACUUAAAGAUUAAAUUUUCUA
Nicotiana tabacum (common tobacco) is the source of this 582-nucleotide messenger RNA. The record is from RefSeq and is a predicted model, not a curated record. Lineage: Eukaryota; Viridiplantae; Streptophyta; Magnoliopsida; Solanales; Solanaceae.